AGAUCAGUCGGAGCGUGUGUGGAGCGUGUAUGUGUGUGUCUCCUGCGCUGUGCUGCAGUAGAGAGCCCUUCGCUCAGCCAACUGCUACUUCUCUGUGGAGGGCAUUGCAUCCUCCCUGCCUUUUUUUUGUUUUUCUUUCCUCACGUUUUUUUAAAUCAUGCUUGGAGUGCCUGAAUGAAAGCGGACGGAUCGAGGGGGGAAAGGACGAGACUAUGUGUGUGACAGAAGAGCAAAGCGUGCUGCAGUGAGUCAAACAGAAAAGAGUGAGAGCUCUCCACACCCAUGACCGUGUGCCUGUCUGUGAUCGAGUUAAACGCAGCCAAACGGACUUGUUCGUCACCUGACAGAGUCACAGUGCACAUUGUGUGGUGAGACCGAAGGUCCUCUUCAAUCAAGAUGGACUUGGGCAUCAUUAUGGUGUGUGCUGACCUGAGCUAAAGAUCUCCUUAUGGAUCAGCUAGAUUCAUGGUCUCCACCGCCGUACUUCGAUGAAGACAGCUACCCCUCCCCUCCCAGGAAUAUGAAAGGUUUAUCAAGCGGUCGUCCUCAGCUCACCUUCACAUCAGGACACACCUGUGGGCUGCCAGACUGCGAUCAGUCCCUCGACCACUUGCAGCAUGUCAGCCCUGAUUCCCGCUCUCCCUACCUGCUCAGUCCGACCGAGAGCUGCCCUCUGGAUCCACACCGCUGCUCGCCCCGCAGCUCCAUCCACUCCGAGUGCAUGGUGAUGCCCGUUUCUAUGGCAUCUGACCACGUUUCCAGCAGCACCUUUCCCAGAAUGCACUACAGUUCACACCACGACGGCUCGCGAGACGAAGGCUCCGCUUCUCACGGCGGUGGCGGCGGCGGCAGUGGAGGGGUCGGCAUUGGCGGUGGGGGUGGCGGAUCUGGAAAGAUGAAUCGAAUUCCCCCGAACCUCCUAGACCAAUUUGAGAAGCAGUUGCCAAUUCACAGAGACGGUUUUCACACUCUGCAGUACCAGCGCACGUCCGCAACCACCACGAGCAGUGAGCAGCGCAACGAGAGUCCCGGGCGCAUCCGCCACCUGGUGCACUCGGUCCAGAAGCUCUUCACCAAAUCCCACUCGCUCGAGGGGUCAUCCAAGAUGAACGGCACCAAGGGAGACUCUCGCUCAGACAGCGGACACCACCAUCACCACCAUCACGGACAUCACCAUGGGAACCACAAACACAGCAAACGGAGUAAGAGCAAGGACCGCAAGUCAGACUCCAAGCAACGCUCAGGGAUAGCAGGCUGGUGGAGUUCUGACGACAACCUGGACAGCGACAGCACCUACCGGACUCCCAGCAUCAUGAGCCGCCACCACGGAGAUCAUAUCACUCACUGUUACCCGGACACGGGCCAUGGGCACUUUGGCGACCUUUCGCUCAAGACCUCCAAGAGCAACAACGACGUGAAAUGUUCGGCGUGCGAGAGCAUCGCUAUGGCCCCCGAGGGCAAAUUUAUGAAGCGCAGCUCCUGGUCGACGCUGACUGUCAGCCAGGCUAAAGAAGCCUACCGGAAAUCUUCCCUCAACCUGGAGAAACCGUCCAUGCCUCAAGAUCUGAAGUCCUCCAUGAGGCCUUGUCAUUAUUUGCAGGUCCCUCAGGAUGAAUGGGGAGGGAGAGAUGAGGAGAUCCCAUGCAGAAGGAUGCGGAGCAGCAGUUACGUUAAAGCCAUGGGUGAUCAGGACAGCGGAGACUCCGACGGCAGCCCUAAAAACUCCCCGCAGAAAAGCGUGCGACCCGACGCUCUCGUCAAAUCCGUGCUGCAGAGACAACUUUCAGACCAGAGCUCAUACCGUUUGGACAAGUCAAGCCGAGACAUGGUCAAAUACCUCACCAAUAUCACUGCAGAUUUAAGUCAAAGCUACCAUCUCCAUACCUCUAGGGAAAUCCAUCCCAGCAUCACGCUGGAACCGUCUCCCAACUACAGCUCGCCGAAGUUCCGCUCCAGGAACCAGAGCUACAUGAGAGCGGUCAGCACCUUGAGCCAGGCCAGCUGCGUCAGCCAGGUCAGCCAGGUGAGCGAGACCGAGGUUAACGGCCAGUUUGAGUCGGUGUGUGAAUCCGUGUUCAGCGAGGUGGAGUCUCAAGCUAUGGAUGCUUUGGACCUGCCGGGCUGCUUCAGGACACGCAGCCACAGUUACCUACGAGCCAUCCAGGCCGGAUUUUCACAGGACGAUGACUGCGUCCCCUCCAUGACAUCAUCCACUGUCACCUCCACUAUCAGGUCCACCACAGAGGGAAAUGAUGUGCUGGAGGGCACUGGUUUGCUUAAUGAGGACAAUUUACCCAGCGAGGGCCCAGACUUAACCUCCAUGGCCCGUGGGAAUACGGGGCUCCGUGGGAGAGGAGAUGAUUCCAGCACCCUUUAUGGUAAUAGCUCACCUACCACGACUCCCUCGUUACCCCCGCUGAAAACGAACGCGCCCAUCAGGCCACGGCCUGUUCAAUCAAGUGUCCAGGAGACAGCGGAUCUGGCCCUGGCCAUCAGCCAGCAGUGGAGGGAGGAUGUGUCAGCCAUGCGUAAAGAGUUAGCCGAGCUCAGGAAGGAUCUGUGCACAGAGCUGCGAGCUUUCAACAGGAACUUUUCCACCUUUACACAACAUUACAGCACCUGGUCUCCGAACUGGGUGAGGGAAACCCAGACAGCUGCUCCUCAGGUGUCCGUCAGCACCCAGGCAGGAAGCAAGACCCUGGUGCGACAGAACACGGCGGACGCAGCGGUUAACUGCCCCUCACCGGUUGAUCCCAAUGUUUUAUCUAUGUCUCCCUCAGAACCUGCAGAUAAAAAUGUCCUGCAGGUCUCAGCCUCUUCACCGUUUUUUCAAACCGACCCCAACUCGGAAUUAGCAGACAUUGAUGAUCCUACUUUUGCGAAUCUUACUCCUCCAGAUCCUGUUGAUGUAGCGUCGCUUUGUUGGCCUGAUCUAGAUUCAGACUCAAUGACUCCUCCAGAUCCCCCAGAACCGGUGCCAGAGGUAGAACCGUAUUGCUUUACAAAGUCAUCCACUCCUGAGAACGUGGAAUCGGUUGUUUUAGACUUCACAAAUGUAGAACUAGUGAACCUGGCUAGCUUGCAGUGGCCUAAAUUGGAUCCGGAUGAUACUGGCUCUCCACUCCAGGAAUCUCUUGAUCGUCCCUCUCAAGAAUCUCCGGAAGAACUUGGUAUGUAUACACCGGAUCAUGGUAGCACGACUACACAGGAAGAGUCGGUUCUAGAAUCCAUGCAACCGUUGAUGCUGAAUCAUCCAGACGAAGAAUCAAUGGACUUAACUUCGCUAGAAAUGGACUCUGUUGUCCUGAGUCCAGUGACUCCAGAUUCUAUGAAUCUUCAAGACUUAAAAUGGCCAAGUUUAGAAUCUCUUGAGCUCAAUGUUUCUGGCUCUCAAAGCCCAUGUGCUGUAGAUCUAGGCCUGCCGAAUCCUCCGACCCCAGAAACUGUUUAUGAGUGUUCCUAUGAAGCCACAGUACAAGAACCACCCCUUCCAGAACUACUGGACACCAUUUAUCUCCAACCAGCCACUCCAGAGCCUGAAUCCCGAACAGAUUCUGACAUAUCAAACCCAGCAAGUCCUGAACCUCAUUUCCCUACUUGUCAAAAGCCAGGUGCACAUGAACUUGACACUCAGGCACUUGUUUUGUGGUCUAAAAAGGAGACAUUCAUGGGCAGUUCAGAAGAAGGUGGUGCCAUAAACAUCCCAGAGUCCUACUCCGAAGAAGAUAACGGCCUGAAUGUAGAUGCUUCUCCCCCUGUUAUAAAGUUCCCAAUCCAGCCAGACACUGUGGACUCAGCUCCCCUGGAGUCUGAGACUCUGUUCUCUGCCGUUCUGUGCUCAGUUGAGUCAGAUCCUGAAUUUACUAGCAUAGAUGAACCAGUGUCACAGGAGCUGAACCCACCUGGACUUGCUACCAUAGACCCAGCGACUGUGCACCCUUUUAAUUUAUCCCUGCUGGAGCUCCAGUCAGCUUUAGAUGUAUCUAAGAGUGAAACAAGCGAUAAUGGCUCACCAAAGGGAACAGCAGCCAUAAGCAGCCCUUCUCAUUCACCAUCCGGUAGGGAUUUCCUCUGGAUUCGGUGGCAGCGGAAAGCACGCGGGCGGCAGCCGAUGUCCCGGAGUGCCAGUAUGGAAAUUUACCACAAGAAAUACUCAAACAAUUCAGAGAUGUCCUAUAUGUCACUGUCACUCUGAGCUCUCCGAAAAGUGCAUGAAGCUACACGGGGUGUGCAAUAGAUAAUCACAUGUAAUAUUUACAGGCAGAAUAUGAGACUGUUAGGUUAUGUAGCAAGAUGUUUACAGGUUUGUGUCUCUCAAAUGUGUGUGUGUGAUUAUAGAAGAGAGAAUGAGAAGUAGAGAGUGUGAAAAGGGAACGGGGUAAGAGAUCGUUACAGUUGAAGCGUGGAUGAGGUUAUGAGAGAGGCUGUAGCUAAAAGCAGUCUGACGACAGCAAUGGCACUGCAUUAGUGUACUUCAGACAUUCAGCACCUAUUUUACACUGCAAAACUGGUGAGUCACCAUGAACUUCACUCUCCUCUCUAGGGACACUCUCUGGCUUUACAGAGACUCAAAUGUAUUUUAGUAAAUACUGUGAUUGUUUUUUGGCAGAGAACGAAGACUUACAGUCAAGACACUCUCUCCAAUGAACUCUAGAAACUACCGAGUAAACUGUAAAAUAAAUCUCUCUACAAACUGGUCUCGGAUCAACCAGAAAUUUGUACCAUGGUCAUGCUCUCCGAGAGUGGGUGGUAGGGCGAAUCCUUUUUCAGAUGGAUCGAGUCAGACUAUGAACUGGAUGUUGGCCAAAGACUACCUGAAACAACUGCAUAUCGCUUGGAUACAUUUUAUGGAUUUUGAUAAUCUUUUUUCUCUGAAUGUAAUGUAACAGUUGUUUCUCCGGUGUGAAUGAUGGAAUCCUUUAUUCCGUUUUACUCAAUGUCUUCAGAGCCAAAGUCUCACUGUAAAAGUGGAGGAAAAUUUAGUACUGUGAAAUUUUCAAAGACACAACGGCUAUGUUAUGAUACUCUGUGAAGUGACUGCUGUUUCUUUUCCUCGUUUUUGGUCAAAUCUAAUUCUGGUGGGAAAUAGGACGAAAACAUCAAAUGUGAUAUUUUUCUGGGUAUAUUUUCAUAUAUGGAAAUAUAUCAGAUGUUAAUAUUAAAUGGAUAUUUCUUAGAAUGACUUAUAUUUAAGGAAUUUGGGUAUAGAGGUUUGAAGCACUGCUGGUCUGCUGGGGUUACAUGAACAUACACUGAGCAUGUGGGUCAUUUUGAAGCUUAUUUAAACCUACAGGCCACAAAAUUGCAUAUGGGUUAGGAAUUAAAACUUGUGGUGUAAAUUGCACAUUAUUUGUACAGUUAACUCUAACCUUUUAAGCAAAAUUGAUCAUGGACAUAUUCACACUUGUUAUUAUAAACAAGAUAUAAGAUACCGUUAAUAUAAUCCUUAAUGCCCACAUAUAAUAUAUUCCCCAGUGAUAUUACUGUAAAUGUAUAGACUGUUGUAUACUGUGAUUUUUUUUUUUUUUUCUGCAAACUUAAACACACAGCUCUCUUAUUAACCACUAUGAGAGCUCCCCAUUUUUAAAAUGAGAUGCCAGUUCAUUUGUGCCGGUAGGGUUACUGAAAUUAUUUGAUGUCAGAUCACCAGUCGAUAUGUAUUAUUAUCCACUUUAUGUACAUACAUAUAUAUCAGGGUACUAAAGAAAACACUCUGACUAUCUCUAACAGUUAUGAUUUGAUGUAUCAAGAAAUGCAGUGCCAUGGCCUUGUAUCUGACAAUCAGAGGAAAUGUUGAAACCAGAUACAGUGGUGACAUUUAAUUAUUUGCAACAGUUUACAUCUAAUUGGUAUGACGGAGUCAUACUAAAACUGAAGUAGUUCCUUAAGUAGUCAAUGUAGUUGAGAUUGCGGGUUUACAUGAUUAUUAUUAGCAGUGAAUGUAUUUUUUAUCAAGUGGUUGUAGCUAAUGCAUCUUAUUAUAUUGAGACGUGUUCUUGUUUGUUUGUUUAUUUGGUUAUUUAUUUAAAACCUGGACUUUCAGAGCUCUCUGCAUUUUUGUUAGUCAGCCAGCCAACUGACAGACACUUACAGUGAGUUUUGAGAACAGUGCAAACAUCAGAUAGUUUUAAAACCUGUGUUUCCCUAGAAAUUAAACCUGGCGACAUAUCUCUAAUCUGUAAAUAUUUAGUGUUAAAAUGAAAAUCUUGGCUAAUUCCCAGUUCGCAUGCCUCUACUACUGUAUGUGUAGUCAUGAAAUGGUCUUAUUACAGCAUUAGAGAGCCAUUACAACCAAGUUAUUCUUGUGUAGCGCAAAAGGUUGUAAAAAUUAUUGACCUAAAAAGCACAGAACAUUCACUAGAUAAUUGUGACAUACUGUUUUCACUUAGUGUGAUUUGAGGGACUCCUUAUCUCACAUACUAUAAAAUAUGAAAAGCAUGCGUAUUGGGAUUUAGCCAUUGCUAACAGGUCUUCCUUUAUUCAUAACAGAGCUCUCAGGCCUUAUUUUACAGCAUUGUCCACACAUUGCCCUCUGCUGUGCUGGAGAGCUAUUUCUUGAGUAAUAAAAGUGGGUUUUACGUACAUAUCUAAAACAGACCCACAGGUGCUUAAAGUGCGGGACAAAACUGACUGUAGCAAAACAAAUAAACACAUAAAGAUUCUCACUGGUCCCAUACCCACUAUAUUAAGUCAUCGCAAGUCAUUUCAGCGAGCAGGAAAUACCUGACAGAGCAUUAUGGGUCAUUUAAGUGUAUUUCCUUGGGCAGAGGGGUUUUCUGGUUCUGUACAUUUUCAUUGGCUGCUUGUGCAUUGUGUGCCUUGUCUGGCUCAUGAAUGUGGGCGUUUAACCACCCAGCCUCAAUAUUGUUGUGCCACUGUGAAUUUAUUUGAUUUAUUUUCUUAAUGGCUUCAAAUUUUCAGAAUGAAAGCACUUUGACUGUAAGUAUUACCCACAGAGAUCUGAAGCCUGAAAAAUCAUGUGAAAAUAAGCCUCUUUAUCUCUGUGUAUCUUCACUUCUGUCAGCUGAUUGUUGUUUUUUUUCUGAGAUCAUCUUAAAUGUCUGCAAUCAUGAUGAUCUGUAACUAAGUGAAUGUUAUUAAUUUCAUUAAAUAAUAAAACGAGAACUUUUACAUCAGAGCUUCAACUGUUGUAGACCGUUGCAUGGUGGUCUCUGAACUAGGAGUGUUUAAACACUUUGUUGUAAGCUACAGUACCUCUCUCUUCUCAUUUCUCUUCACACACACAAGUACGCAUCCUUUUGUUUUCGCUGUACUGGUAA
Molecule: messenger RNA, 7280 nt
Organism: Labeo rohita (rohu)
Lineage: Eukaryota; Metazoa; Chordata; Actinopteri; Cypriniformes; Cyprinidae
Gene: dlgap2a
Product: discs, large (Drosophila) homolog-associated protein 2a
Exons: 9
Coding region: 449-4195 (1248 amino acids)
Biological process (GO): signaling
Cellular component (GO): glutamatergic synapse; postsynaptic specialization
Molecular function (GO): molecular adaptor activity
Source: RefSeq, a predicted model, not a curated record